GCUUUCUACGCUCCCUCACUCUUCAUCCUUCGCGGCGCAGCUGGGACCUUCUCGUUGGCGAAGCAACGCACACACGUCAUCUUCACCAGCGGCGAACGGCAUUUUCAAUCGUCGCCUCGGGAUCGCCGUCGUGAUCCAUGCUAUACCACAAUCCAUCCUAUCAGAAAUCGUCGGAUUCAUCGAACUGCUAUCGGGAAUAUUUCUGCAAGUGAACUAAGUCGUGUUUUGAAUGUGACAUUAACCAGAAAUGUGAAUUGUUUUGAGAUUAGAAACUUUUAAAUAAAAUUUAAUGAAUUGAACAGAAUCAGUUUUGUGAUCAAUUAGUACCAAAAAUAUUUCGGUGCACAAAGAUUGAUUUCAACAAUAAUAAUGUUUAAGCAAUAUCAUUGCUGAUAAAGAAUAUGAUUCUUUCAGAUUACUAUUAAUUAUUUUGUCAGAAAAAAAUUCUUUAGAUUUAUGUUUCGAUGAUUACGAGCAAAUUAAAAAUGGAACGGAAGAACUAGUUCAACGAAUAUGUGGGAUUUUGUUGGUGAUUAUAAAUACGGGAUCCGUGAAACAAUUAAAGGAUUAAAACAAACGGAAGUCGACGAUGACAUCGGACAAUGGGAAUAUAUACGCCACCAUUACAUAAAGUUAAUUAUUGAAGUGUCAAGCAUCGAACCGUCGUGGAAAAUUCAUUUUUGUAAUAAAGAUGAAGUCCUUUGAACUCGACGACGUCGAUUUGGGUCGCAAUAAAUGUGAUUUGAAAUUAUUCGUGAUAAAUUAAAAUAAUUGUUAAGAACUGUACCUCGCGAUUAAUGGAAAUGAAUUUGGUUCAAAUCAUGAAGCAUGCUCGAUAAUUAAUCGGAAGUCGGGUGAAAGUGACAGUUAAUAGAAGAAAAAAUUGUGUUAUGAGCUGUUGGAGUCAAUUAAACGGCGAUAUCUUCAUAAUUUCUAUCUACCAUGCAACCAUUUUCAACGGGUAGUACAAUGGCGACUGAGACACCAACGAGUCUGCCACCUGAGAGGGUAACCUCCCCGACCGAAUCUUGUCGAAAUCUUACUUUCUCUAUCGCAAAAAUUAUGGAACCGGAUAAACGACUGACCGAGCAAAACUCUAAUCCGCUUCCACCGCCGCCAGCGGUCCCAACAACAACGACGACGACAAUUCUUCAACCGCCGAACAUCUCUUCCCCGUCGUACUCAGCGCAUUUAAAAUCGGCGUUUGAAAAAUACGUGCCGACUUUGAGGCAUCAAGAUCUACUUCAGCAUUAUCCUGUAUUGUCUAAGUAUUAUCCACUGUACUAUCCGAAUCCUUUACUAAGAGCUUUCCCAGGCCCUCCCGCUUCAACUCAAUCUGUCACGCAGAAUUCGCCGCCUCCCACGACUAUCCAGGAGGCUUCCUCGAGACUGAAUUUGACCAGUGUGUCACCAGAAAAUCAACGCGGCAAGAAAAGUCCGGCGCCGCGUGGUGAGCUUGGCACCGCAAAUAAGCAAAAAACUUUUACUUGUCCGGAAUGCGGCAAGGUGUUUAAUGCGCAUUAUAAUUUAACUAGACAUAUGCCAGUGCACACGGGUGCUCGGCCAUUUGUCUGCAAGAUUUGUGGAAAGGGUUUCCGCCAGGCUAGCACACUUUGCCGACAUAAAAUUAUUCACACUGCCGAAAAACCGCAUAAAUGCGUAACGUGCGGCAAGGCUUUCAAUCGUAGUUCUACUCUUAAUACCCAUACGCGCAUACACGCCAAUUUUAAACCAUUUGUCUGCGAGUUCUGCGGUAAAGGUUUUCAUCAGAAGGGUAACUACAAGAAUCACAAGCUCACGCAUAGCGGUGAGAAGGCAUACAAAUGCAACAUCUGCAACAAGGCGUUCCAUCAGAUCUACAAUCUGACUUUCCACAUGCAUACACAUAAUGACAAGAAGCCGUUUUCUUGCAAGAUUUGUGGCAAGGGUUUUUGCAGAAACUUUGACCUUAAAAAACAUAUGCGAAAACUGCACGAUACAGGUUCGCCUGUGCUUAAUGGAUUAGAUGCCUCGGGCCAGAAUCAUAAUCAACAGUCAGGCUAUUCCUCAGUGUACCACGGCCCGGAACAUUCUAUCGUCAGCCCAUUUAUACUUUCCCCGCCUGGAUCCACCAGUUAUCACUCUCUGAGUAAGAUGUUGUGACAAAGCGAGAAUAUGCACUAUUCCAGGAAGACUCAAUAUCCAAUUAUUCUUGGCUCACCUUGCUAUUCAACUGACAUGGGUCAGUUGGUGCAAACUUCUAAGUGAAAAAUAAAAGAAACAUAAAAAUCAUUCAAUUUCUUACUUGGAAAGAAUAUUUCUCUAUUUAGCCACAAAAAUAAAAAUAUCCCUUUACUUACGACGUUACAUUCUGAAACUUCGAUCGUAAAUUGAAUAGGAAUCUAAUGCUAAGUAUUAAACUGCCGCUGUACAUUUUCUGUUAACAAAAUGUUGGUAGAACGUCAAUAGAAAAUAUUAACAGACUAAACUCACUUGAGGCCCCAUUCUGCUAACAUUCUGUUGAUAGAACCUAUGUAACAUUUUACAUCAGUAAAUUGGCAGCAAAAAUCAAGUAAACUUUGUUGCAAAUCAACAGCCUGCUAUAUUAUUGCUGCCAAUCUGUUGUCAGAUUAUUAUUGCACAGGUCCUGCUCACUUUCUGCUGCUAAUUUAAUGUCAGGUUCUGGACAGUAUGCUCGAAUUUGCCCACCAAUUUACUAUGUAGAAUUGCAAAAGGUUCUGUCACAUGUCUAAUAGUAAUUUGCUGACAUUAUUAGAUAUUACAAAGUCUGUUUGAAAUUUUUCUAAUAAACAGAUUUUGAUAGCACACUUUGCCCAUAAUCUGCCUCUUUUUUCAUAAAAAUGUAAUACUAUACAAUAUUUAAAUUGGCCAAUAAUUAUUACUUAUUUUGAGUAUUAAAAGUACUAACAACAAUGGUUUUAAUACUUAAAAUAAGUAUUAAUUACUGGCCAGUAUUACAUAUUUAUAAGUUUUAAAGCCUGUAUCAGAUUAUUGAUUGUGAAGAUUGACACGACUGCCGACUGACAUUUAAACUACAAUUUGAACGCGAAUCUAGUUAAUCGACGCCUUAUUAUGACUAGUCCAAAAUCAUAAUUAAUAGCCGAAUUAGCCUUGACAGUUAGUAGUCUGACACGGGUUUAGUAUUUACUGAAUUUAAAAUUGGAAAAUAGUCUGGAUCAAUAUGGUAUACAAUAAUCUACAGAUAAUUAGUUACGAAUGACAAAUUAAGUGACGAAUGACAAUAUGAGUUGUUGUAAAAUUGCUAUUGUAGGUCACCUUUUUAUAAGUAGAUUUAUGUUUUUAUGUUGGCAUUAAUUUGUUAAAAUUAGAAUUCAUUUGAGCGCAACUCGACAAACAUAAUGUUGUUUCAUAUUUUUCCGAAUUUGUUGAAAUUAUUUGUAAUAAUUGUUGGCAAAACAUGAUAGCCAAUUCAAAGCAUUUUACCACUCAUUGUCAGAAAGAUUAAAGCCUCGAAGAAUACAGAAUUUAAUAAUAUUGCAUACAUCUUAUUUAUUUACUUAAGAGAAUUCUAGAGCAAAUUACAAACAUUUUUUUAUUAGAAAGUAUCUCUGAACUGGUUUUACAGAAUUUCAAAUUUUUCUACACAAUUAAACCACAAAAAUCGA
Messenger RNA from Monomorium pharaonis (pharaoh ant), 3626 nucleotides. RefSeq names its product fez family zinc finger protein erm. Gene Ontology annotation, biological process: regulation of transcription by RNA polymerase II. Gene Ontology annotation, cellular component: nucleus. The record is from RefSeq and is a predicted model, not a curated record. Gene Ontology annotation, molecular function: RNA polymerase II cis-regulatory region sequence-specific DNA binding; DNA-binding transcription activator activity, RNA polymerase II-specific. NCBI's taxonomy places the organism in Eukaryota, Metazoa, Arthropoda, Insecta, Hymenoptera, Formicidae. Bases 943 to 2142 code for a protein of 399 amino acids. The transcript is spliced from 2 exons.